Messenger RNA from Colletotrichum truncatum, 990 nucleotides. Its product is annotated as mitochondrial carrier protein. Lineage: Eukaryota; Fungi; Ascomycota; Sordariomycetes; Glomerellales; Glomerellaceae. Gene Ontology annotation, molecular function: S-adenosyl-L-methionine transmembrane transporter activity. The record is from RefSeq and is a predicted model, not a curated record. Gene Ontology annotation, cellular component: mitochondrial inner membrane.
AUGUCUUCUGGUGAUGACCUAGAAGUUUGGCAGGCCGGUGCCUGCGCAGCGUUGGGUGUCGAUCUUGUAACUCACCCUCUGGAUACUCUCAUCACUCGCAUUCAGUCUCCUAUGUACAAAACAUAUUACAAGACCGUCACAGGCUCUUUCAACCGCACAUUCUUCAAAGGGCUUUAUCAGGGAUUUGGACCAACAAUCAUUACUGGAAUACCAUCAUCGGCUGUCUUUUUCGCCAUUUAUGAAAGCUUGAAGACUGCGUCUCAGGAUUUGAAGUCAGCAGGGCAUCUUCCAAGUAUUCCACUGCCCAUACUUUAUGGCCUCAGCAGUGCGGCAGCUGAUCUGGUGAGCUGCGCAAUAAUCAAUCCCGCUGAGGUAUUGAAGCAGAACGCCCAGGUUCAUAGCGGACGCGCAUUGUCCAAUGUGGCAAAGCGGUCCCCUAUUCUUGCAGCUUUGAAGCAUUUCGCAAAACAUCCGACAAGAUUAUGGGCCGGCUACACUGCUCUUGCAGCAAGCAACCUACCUGCGACUAGUCUGACCUUUUGUCUUUAUGAGAUGAUAAAAGAGAGGAUAUUUUCCAAGUAUCCCCAACAACAGGCCAGUACGUCUCGUCAAGUUUCCGUCAGUUCGAUGAGUGGCGCUCUCGCUGGUGGUUUUGCUUGUGUAUUUUUCGUACCUAUAGACAUAGUCAAAACGAGAAUGAGGCUUGCGGCAGGAAAUGUCCUGGAGACUAGCCACAGGUAUUCAGAACGCCCCUCGGUAGAAACACAAACAGGAUUUCUCAAGUCCGCCCCUUCUAAACUGAAUCUUGGCCCACUAGGUGUGGCAAGAGGUAUAAUGCAAAAGGAUGGCAUUAGAGGCUUAUUUAGAGGAGCCACUAUGAGCUUCAUCGCGUCAGCUCUAGGAGCUGGACUCUACCUGGGUUCAUAUGAGGCUUUUCUCAUAUACUUCAAUGAACCGAAUAGAGUAUCGUCGAAUGUGGCGCACUUGUAA